GCAUGUUUCGUCAAAUCUCAUUACUGUUCGGAAGUUUUAGUGUUGCUAAAUGUCGCGACCUGAAUAGAAAAUAAUGGCGUCCAAAGAUAGUGGGUCGGACCGAUUUGAGUAUUUGCAGAACCUUGUGACAGAAUUUCAGGACACCGACUGUGAAGAGUCAAAGGAGCAAGUUUUAGCCAACCUGGCUAACUUUGCCUAUGACCCACGAAACAUGGAAGAUCUGAGGAGGCUGCAAGUGACAGAACUGUUUCUUGACAUGCUGACAGAGGAAAACGAUAAUUUCGUGGAGUUUGGAAUCGGAGGUUUGUGCAAUAUGAGCAUGGACCGCGAGUCCCGCGAUGAGAUCCUGCACAGCGAUGGCAUUGAUUUAGUGAAGAACUGUCUCUCCAGUCGACGAGACGAGACCGUACUCUCCGCCAUCACCACCCUCAUGAACCUUACAACGGCUAGCUCGCGCAGCCACACCGCCGACGAGGCGGUGGUGCAGUGUAUGGUGCGUCUCUCGCUCUCGGAGAACCCUCGCAUGCGCAAUCUGGCGACGGUGUACCUGGAGGACUACUGCCCGGUGGAGCAGGUGCGGAGGGUCAGAGAGGAAGAGAACCGAGGACAAUGCCAAACCGCGCUUGGGAUCCCCCUUCCGAAGAACUAGAACUUACUGUAUGUGGUUACAUUGCCAUUGGCACUGCAUGUAUCCUGAAUACCACUCUCUAGGACGGAGAACGUCGACAUCUUGGACCAGGACAAAACACAUUCAAAUUCAACUGUUUAUAUCUGCACCACCCCAUAUUUGUUGUUUUUUUUGUUUUGUUAAUUUGGCUAGUUGUCUAAAUGCUAAAUAUUUAUACUUGUGGAUCUGGACCACAAUGAGUUGCUAUUUCGUAGAAAGGAGAAAUACCCUAGUAAGUAAUUGUGGUUAAAGGUCUGUAAUACCCAACAAGAACACUUGGGGGAGACUGCAUCUUUGAUUUAGAUUGGAUUUGGUAUUCCAUAAGCUAUCACGUCUUAAAGGCUUUCUUCAGUUAGCCACUGAACAACUAUAGAGGAAGAAAUACAGAAUAGUCUGUCCACUUGGUUUAAACAUUGUUUUAAAUGUUUAAAUAAAUUACAUUUUGAUUACUCACACUUUC
Molecule: messenger RNA, 1127 nt
Organism: Sardina pilchardus (European sardine)
Lineage: Eukaryota; Metazoa; Chordata; Actinopteri; Clupeiformes; Clupeidae
Gene: armc7
Product: armadillo repeat containing 7
Exons: 3
Coding region: 74-649 (191 amino acids)
Source: RefSeq, a predicted model, not a curated record